Molecule: messenger RNA, 1109 nt
Organism: Linum tenue
Lineage: Eukaryota; Viridiplantae; Streptophyta; Magnoliopsida; Malpighiales; Linaceae
Source: the annotation of a GenBank genome assembly
UCCUCUUCUCCCUCCAGCCCACUUCGGCCGCUCAUCUCCCUCACUCCCCUCCAGCCCCGCCGCUCAAGAACAACAGCCGCUCUUUUCCUCUUCUCCCUCCAGCCCACUUCGGCCGCUCAUCUCCCUCACUCCCCUCCAGCCCCGCCGCUCAAGAACAACAGCAGCGGUUCCAGGCUGCAGCUCGUUGUGAGGGCGGCCGCCGACGAGGGAGCUGCGCCACCUGCUGCUACUACUACAACGGCAGAUGGUGAAGCUCCUAAGGCUAAGGUCAAGCCGCCACCGAUUGGACCCAAGAGAGGAACCAAGGUGAAGAUUCUAAGGAGGGAAUCCUACUGGUUCAAUGGAAUUGGAUCCGUAGUAGCUGUUGAUCAGGAUCCACUCUAGUAACGACACUCUGUUUGAAGGUGCUCAAAAUUAUUGCACGGGGGAGAAUGCCAAUGGAGUGCAAGGAGGACAAGAACGAGAAGCAUAUAAUCAUAGUUCAAGCCAAACUCGAGCGAUGGAUGCACGACGAGAUGGAAUAGCAAACAACUAACAGAAAUGGAAUGGCAAGUAAACGGCCCAUCAGGUUGCCUUUCAUUGUCCAAGCAGAAACAGGCCUUGUAGGUUAUCCCAAAUACCACCAAAUCCAGAUGGCUUUGAAGAGUACACAAUAGACACAAGGUUUGGAGAAGUAUGGCCAUGUUUGGAGGAUGUGAUUUUCAUUGAUGUAUUUAAUCAAUACAUGAAAUCAUAAGAUUCAGGGGUAAAUGACACAUUUGGUCACUGAGAUUACUAAAUCGUGUCAUAUUUGGUCACUAGAAAAAUUUAAUAUCAAUUUUGGUCACUCGAAUUACUGACACAGGUCACAUUUGGUCACUCUUCUGUAGCCUCUGUCCAACUCCGGUCACUCGAAUUAUUGAAAAAUGUCACAUUUAGUCACUCGGAUUACUGAAACAUGUCACAUUUAGUCACUCUCCCAAAAGUUUCCGUCGAACUACAUUAAUGGAGUUGGACGGAAACUGACGGGAGAGUGACUAAAUUUGACCAGUUUCGGUAAUUCGAGUGACCAAAAUUGAUAUUAAUUUUUUCUAGUGACUAUACAUGACACAAUUUAGUAAUCUCAGUGA